AUGGAGAUGCUGAAGAAGCUACAUGUGAACAUCCCGUUCGUUGAGGCUUUGGCGAAGAUGCCAAAGUAUGCGAAGUUUUUGAAGGAUCUUCUUACGAAUAAGAAGAAAUUAGAGGAUCUGUCGACUGUCACCCUGAGCGAGGAGUGUUCUGCCGUCUUGCAGAACAAGCUGCCGAAGAAAGUGUCUGAUCCUGGUAGCUUUACCAUCCCAUGUCUGAUUGGGAAUCUUACUGUCAGCAAUGCGCUUGCUGACCUAGGUGCUAGCAUAAACCUCAUGCCCUAUUCCAUAUUCGCUAAGCUUGACCUAGGAGAGCCUUCCCCUACGCGCAUGAGUAUUCAGCUCGCCGAUCGAUCAGUGAAGUAUCCUAGGGGCAUCGUGGAGAACAUGUUGGUGAAAGUCGACAAGUUCGUAUUUCCCGUGGACUUUGUCAUUCUCGACAUGGAUGAGGACUCUGAGGUCCCCUUGAUCUUAGGUCGUCCAUUCCUUGCCACUGCACGAGCAGUCAUUGACGUAUAUGAUGGCAAGUUGACUCUUCGUGUCGAUAAAGAUGAGGUCACUUUUGAUAUCCAACAUUCUAUGAGGCACACCCGUCAGCAUGAUGACACUCUUUACUUUAUUGAUACUCUCAUGUCACAUGUGGGUGGCCUUCUCAGCGAGAUUUGUGGGAGAGAUGCGUCUGAUACGCAUGAUGCGAGUAUGGAUGAUCAGGGGAGUAAGGUCACUGAGUUAGAUGUUGAGCAGGACCCUCUGUUGCAGGCUACCGAGCCUUCCCCUAGAUUCGAGGUGUUUGAGGUCAUCGAGGAGGAGGAGAUCCCGAAAGAGAGACCGUCUGUUGAGGCACCCCCGCCCCUGGAGUUGAAGGAGUUGCCAUCUCAUCUGGAGUACGCAUUCUUGGGCGAGGGAUCUCAGUUACCCGUCAUCAUUUCUGCUGGACUUACGGAUGAGGAGAAGAAGAAGCUGAUGAGUGUUUUGAGAGAGCAUAGGCAGGCUAUUGCGUGGAAGCUAAUGGACAUCAAGGGUAUUAACCCUUCGUUUUGCACGCACAAGAUCUUGAUGGAAGAGGAGUUCAAGCCGGUGGUUCAGCCUCAGAGAAGGCUAAACCCUAAUAUGCAGGAUGUAGUGAAGAAAUAG
Messenger RNA from Helianthus annuus (common sunflower), 1131 nucleotides. RefSeq lists its product as uncharacterized. NCBI's taxonomy places the organism in Eukaryota, Viridiplantae, Streptophyta, Magnoliopsida, Asterales, Asteraceae. The coding region runs from base 1 to 1131 and encodes 376 amino acids. The transcript has a single exon. The record is from RefSeq and is a predicted model, not a curated record.